Molecule: messenger RNA, 1773 nt
Organism: Fomitopsis serialis
Lineage: Eukaryota; Fungi; Basidiomycota; Agaricomycetes; Polyporales; Fomitopsidaceae
Product: acyl-CoA dehydrogenase/oxidase
Exons: 18
Coding region: 87-1646 (519 amino acids)
Molecular function (GO): flavin adenine dinucleotide binding; acyl-CoA dehydrogenase activity; heme binding
Source: RefSeq, a predicted model, not a curated record
GAGACGAGCGACCUCCCGCUCAGAUCCAGGUAUUCCCCCGCACGUCUCCUAUACCACCCUCAGCGACAGCAAACAAGUAGACAGCUAUGGCCACGAAGGCGCUUAAGCAACUCACACGGGAGGAGGUCGCUCAGCACAACAAGCCAGACGACUUGUGGAUUGUAAUAGACGCGAAAGUGUACGACGUAUCCAAGUUCAAGAACUUACACCCUGGCGGAGCCAACGUAUUCCUUGCAGAAGAGAUUCCUGGUCAGGAUGCUACAGAAGCGUUCUACGGCCUGCACCGCCAUGAGGUCCUCCUAAGGCCUCAGUAUGCACGGUUGCAGAUUGGCACGAUUGGCGGCGAGGAGAGUCACAUUGUCAGCAACGUCUCAGGUCAAUUGAGCGAGGUUCCGUAUGCCGAGCCAACGUGGUUGUCGAAGGGAUAUCACACCCCAUACUACAAAGAGACCCACCACCGGUUCCAGAAGGCGAUGAGGAAGUUUACUGAUGAGGAGAUCACCCCUGAGGCGACGGCACGAGAAGAGGACGGUAAACGACCCAGUCCUAGUUUAGUCAAGAAGAUGGGGGAUAACGGUCUGAAUGCAAUGCGUCUUGGCCCUGGAAAGCACCUCAAAGGCCUAACGCUAUUGGGAGGCGCAGUCACCCCGGAAGAGUACGAUUAUUUCCAUGAGCUCAUACUCAACCAAGAAGCUGUCCGCGCCGGUAUGCGCGGCUUCCAAGAUGGGUUUAAUGGCGGAAUGGUCAUCGGCUUGCCGCCCGUGAUGCAUUUUGCGAAGCCCGAGCUGCGCGAUCGUGUCAUGAAGGAGGUUCUUUCCGGCGAGAAGUACAUCAGCUUGGCGAUCACCGAGGCGUUCGCAGGCUCGGAUGUCGCGGGCUUGAAGACGACCGCUCGCAAGACCGAGGAUGGCAAGUUCUGGAUCGUCAAUGGUACCAAAAAGUGGAUCACGAACGGGGCGUUCUCCGAUUACUUCACCGUCGGAUGUAACACCGGGAAAGGAUUGACUGCAAUCCUUGUGGAACGUGGUGACGGCGUUGAGACAAAGCCGAUCAAGACUUCAUAUUCAUCAACAGCCGGGACCGCGUAUAUCACCUUUGACGAUGUCAAAGUUCCCGUCGAGAACACCCUCGGACCCGUUAAUGGCGGUGUCUUCGUCAUCCUCAGCAACUUCAACCACGAGCGAUGGGUUAUGGCUUGCGCGUCCAUCAGGGCACAACGGACUAUCGUCGAGGAAUGCAUGAAGUGGGUCAACCAGCGGAAAGCGUUUGGCAAGCCGCUCAGCUCGCAAGCCGUCAUCCGCUCGAAGCUCGCUGAGAUGAUCGCUCGCGUCGAGAGCUUGCAGGCUUGGCUAGAGAACAUCACGUACCAGAUGAACAACAUGUCGUACAAGGAGCAAGCUGCCCUACUUGCGGGCCCUAUUGGUCUAUUGAAGAUGGCUGCGACGCGCGCUGCGCAAGAUACUGCCCGUGACGCAGUGCAGAUCUUUGGUGGCCGUGGUAUCACGAAGACGGGCAUGGGUCGUUUGAUUGAGCACUAUCACAGAACCGUGCCGUUCGACGCGCUCCUCGGAGGAGCGGAGGAUGUCCUGGGCGACCUCGGUGUUCGCCAGGCGAUCAAGAACAUGCCGAAGGGAGCAAGGCUAUAGCCGCCGUUUGUUGCAGCGGCGGAGGACGCAUUCGGGUUGUGAGCCGCCAUCAUAAUGUUAUUCGUUCCUUGCAGUAUUGGAUGUACAGUACCCUCGUGGCAUUUGGAUAUCAGCCUUCUAUUCUCAA